GUGACGUCAGAGGGAGGAGCGCGGAGGGAGAUACGGAAAGUGAGAGGGGCCAGUCCCCACUGUCUCUCUGGAGGCGGAGAAGGAGCAAGAUGGUUUACAUCUCGAAUGGACAAGUGUUGGACAGCAGGAGUCAGUCCCCAUGGAGAUUGUCUUUUAUAACGGAUUUCUUCUGGGGAAUAGCCGAGUUUGUGGUUUUGUUUUUCAGAACUCUGUUUCAGCAAGAUGUGAAAAAGAGAAGAGGCUACGGAAGCUCAUCUGAUUCCAGAUAUGAUGAUGGAAGAGGGCCACCAGGAAACCCGCCCAGAAGAAUGGGUCGAAUUAAUCAUCUGCGUGGCCCUAAUCCUCCUCCAAUGGCCGGUGGAUGAGGAAGGUAA
This is a messenger RNA of Mesoplodon densirostris (Blainville's beaked whale), 374 nucleotides long. It is a transcript of the gene SELENOK, whose product is annotated as selenoprotein K. Gene Ontology annotation, cellular component: Golgi apparatus; endoplasmic reticulum membrane. NCBI's taxonomy places the organism in Eukaryota, Metazoa, Chordata, Mammalia, Artiodactyla, Ziphiidae. The record is from RefSeq and is a predicted model, not a curated record. The transcript has 4 exons. Gene Ontology annotation, biological process: calcium ion transport; endoplasmic reticulum calcium ion homeostasis.